Molecule: messenger RNA, 555 nt
Organism: Fragaria vesca subsp. vesca
Lineage: Eukaryota; Viridiplantae; Streptophyta; Magnoliopsida; Rosales; Rosaceae
Product: coatomer subunit zeta-3-like
Exons: 6
Coding region: 1-555 (184 amino acids)
Biological process (GO): intracellular protein transport; retrograde vesicle-mediated transport, Golgi to endoplasmic reticulum; intra-Golgi vesicle-mediated transport
Cellular component (GO): COPI vesicle coat
Source: RefSeq, a predicted model, not a curated record
AUGGAGUGUAUCUUCGGUUACCGUGAUUCACGCCCAUCUGUGAAGAACAUUCUUCUUAUGGACUCUGAAGGGAAGCGUGUGGCGGUCAAGUAUUACUCGGAUGAUUGGCCAACAAAUGGUGCAAAGCUAGUUUUUGAAAAAUCUGUGUUCACUAAGACUCUUAAGACAAAUGCAAGGAUUGAAUCGGAGAUAAUGAUGUUCGAAAGCAACGUUGUUGUAUAUAGGUUUAUGCAGGACCUUCACUUCUUUGUGACUGGAAGUGACGAUGAAAACGAACUCAUUUUAGCCACUGUCCUUCAGGGAUUCUUUGAUGCAGUUGCCCUUCUCUUGAGGAACAAUGUUGAUAAAAGGGAGGCACUGGAGAACCUAGAUCUCAUACUUCUGUGCUUUGAUGAGAUUGUUGAUGGAGGGAUGAUACUUGAAACAGAUCCAACUAUUAUCGCAGGAAAGGUGGCAACUCAUACCAUGGAUGCUGAUGCACCAUUGGCUGAGCAGACUAUAACUCAAGCAUGGGCUGUUGCAAGAGAACAUUUAACCAGAACCCUUCUCAAAUGA